This is a messenger RNA of Sphaeroforma arctica JP610, 930 nucleotides long. RefSeq lists its product as hypothetical. Lineage: Eukaryota; Ichthyosporea; Ichthyophonida. The transcript is spliced from 6 exons. Bases 1 to 930 code for a protein of 309 amino acids. The record is from RefSeq and is a predicted model, not a curated record.
AUGAAUCAGCUCAAGGUCAACAUUACUGCCGAACGAUUGAAGGAAGCUCUUGCAGGUGUUGAUGACGCAAAUAAAGCAAGACAGCGUCAGGAUGACGAACAAUGCUACCCAUCCGGACUGACGGAGCCAAGCAAGCACGCAAACUAUUUCGUCAGUUCCAGAAGGUACUACCAGAAGUAUUUGGAACCAAGAGAGGCCCAACCAUCACCAGGUGAGGAUCCAACAGCAAUGUCUCGGAUGGCAUCCGAACAGGUGCCGUUGCCCCAUCCUGCACCGGAUGGUAAACCAGAGGAUGCCCCAGAGUCUGGAAGUGAUUUGAAGAUUGCGGAUUUCACAGUCUGGAUGAACAAAGCAGAAGCUGCUUCACUUGAGGCCAUAGAUCAAGUGCAGCAGAGCUUUAAGCCAUCCUUUUAUAAGUAUAAUAAGUUGGAGAAGGCUAAACAUGAUAUCACUAAGCUGAAGACGUGGAAAGAACAGAGUGUGAUAAUCGUUCACCUGUUCUCGAUGAAUCCUCGACCGAAGCUACCGGUAUCAAUCAUGGUACCACAGGAAGAAGGAACGCCGGUGUCCCACUACUUAUUGGAGUUGGACACACACAUGUCACGGGUUCAAUCCCAGGAGAGGUCACCUGAUAAGCUAACCAUUCGUGCUCAGAAGAAGGUUGUAGCUAGUGCUACCGGAAGAUCACGUAAUGGUCGAGACCCUCAGUCAGCAGCUGGAGGUCAUAAAGGGGACAAAGGUGGAGACAAAGGUGGAGACAAAGGUGGAGACAAAGGUGGUCAGAAGAACUCGCAUACGCAUGGUUCUUAUGGCAACAAGAACAAUGACAACACUAAAAUUAACCCGACAGCCAAGGUUGGACAGCCGGCAGUACCCCCUAAGCCACGGCAUAAGGAGGUGAAGAACUGUAGUGAGGUUGAUUGCAAUUGA